This is a messenger RNA of Paracoccidioides lutzii Pb01, 303 nucleotides long. RefSeq lists its product as hypothetical. The coding region runs from base 1 to 303 and encodes 100 amino acids. The transcript has 2 exons. The record is from RefSeq and is a predicted model, not a curated record.
AUGUCGUGCAAUGUUGCCCAUCCCUUAGCUUCUAAGGAUUCGCCGGAUCUGCCAAAUACUCGACUCUUGACGGCGGAUGAUACCCCAAGUCUCUGUGUCCGUGAUAUUGACGAAAUCAAAGAAGACUCCACGAGGCGUGAAGUCGCCGCGGAUGAGGUACACAUGACCGUUCUCUCCACUGCAAAUUUGGUAAGCUGGUCACACAACAGAGCAGAGUUCAUGAGCAAGAAUCAAUGGCAUAACUCCAUCUACCAGGGGUGCCAUUUGCGAAGACGCCGAUGCAUGGGUAUACUGGAACCGUGA